Dovyalis caffra is the source of this 645-nucleotide messenger RNA. Lineage: Eukaryota; Viridiplantae; Streptophyta; Magnoliopsida; Malpighiales; Salicaceae. The record is from the annotation of a GenBank genome assembly.
AUGGAGCCUAACCAGCCCCCUGGUGAAAAUUAUGCCAAUCCUAAGACAUGUUUCUUUCAUGUUCUCUUCAAGGCUGGAGCUUUGGCAUUUUACAUCCUUUCUACUCUGUUUUUUAAUAGCUUUGUCAUCAUUUUUGUGGUGACUGUGCUUCUUGCUGCUCUUGAUUUUUGGGUGGUCAAGAAUGUGAGUGGUCGGAUUUUAGUUGGCCUCAGGUGGUGGAAUGAGAUAAAUGACCUGGGUGAGAGUGUGUGGAAAUUCGAAUCCCUUGACCAAGAGUCAUUGGCCCGGAUGAACAAGAAAGACUCAUGGCUGUUCUGGUGGAGUCUUUACCUAACAGCGGGCGCCUGGAUUGUUCUUGGAAUUUUCUCUCUCAUAAGAUUCCAAGCAGAUUACUGCCUCAUUGUUGGAGUAUGCUUGACUCUCAGCAUUGCAAACAUAGUUGGCUUCACCAAAUGUCGCAAAGAUGCUAAGAAGCAGUUCCAGCAGUUCGCAUCCCAGACCAUUGCCUCUCGAGUCUCAUCUACCAUACAGUCGGCAUUCAGUGUUUAUACAAACUGGGCAGUGUUGAGCCGGCUGAUUCUUUGUAAUUCUGUAGGAUACAGUAUAGCUGUUUUGUUGACCUCUCAGACACCAAAUGGUUUGUAA